Molecule: messenger RNA, 2602 nt
Organism: Aphanomyces invadans
Lineage: Eukaryota; Oomycota; Saprolegniomycetes; Saprolegniales; Verrucalvaceae
Exons: 5
Coding region: 53-2431 (792 amino acids)
Biological process (GO): intracellular monoatomic cation homeostasis
Cellular component (GO): mitochondrial inner membrane
Molecular function (GO): ribosome binding; calcium ion binding
Source: RefSeq, a predicted model, not a curated record
CGAUCGCCGAGCACACCCACAACACGAUCACCACCGAAUUGGCCGAAUCUCGAUGCUUCGGGUAGCACUCCACACGGCCCCGCGGCGAGCGGUGGCGACGGCCUCGCGCGGACAUCAACACGUUGCUGCAUGGGACCAUCUCUACCGAAUGCACGCGACGGCGCUGUCCUCGUCCGACUCGCAACGCGAUGAGUCGAAGCCGCUCAAGUUGCAGCCGCUUGUCCCGCCUACGUUGAACGCGGUGUUUGCACACUCGCUCGGAUUCACAAAUGUCCCUCGCCACCCACGCUUGAUGCAAGCGCGCUGGAUGAGCACGGACGCGUCAAAGAAGGAAGCUGUAGUGUCCAGCGUGUUGGCCCGGCGGUCGUCGACCCAGCGCGUCGCGGCCCACGAAGAUCGGUUGGACAAGGCUCUCGAAAAAGUCGGCGAGCGCGGGUUCCAAGUCAAGGACUUGCAGAACCUCGACCAAAAGGUGAGUGCAAAGGCGUUGGCGCUCAUCAAGUCGACGCCGUCGCUCGUUGUGUCGGGCGCUGCCACCGUCAAGGAGUGGGUUCGCAUCAUCGUCAAGGAGCCGGAACGCGCCCGCGCUUGGUUGAAGCAGGUGAAGGAAUCCAUCAACCACGAACUCAAGCACUACUGGGUCGGCACCAAGCUUUUGUACGCGGAGCUGUCGACUUCGACGCGCAUCUUGCGCCGCAUCCUGAAAGGGAACGCGUUGACGCGUCGCGAGAAGAAGCAGCUCCAACGCACGGUUGCCGACCUCCUGCGUUUGAUUCCGUUCGCGUUCUUUGUGAUUGUGCCGUUCAUGGAGCUCGCGCUUCCGUUCGCCCUCAAACUGUUCCCAAACAUGCUCCCGUCCACGUACAAGCACGCGUUCCAACGCGAAGAAGACAUGAAGCGCCAGCUCCAGCUCCGCGUGUCCCUUGCUGAGUUUUUGCAGGAAACGGUCAAGGAUGUGGUGCAGACGACCCACGAAAGCGAAGGUGUCGCAGAGGAGAAGCGUGCGACGGCGAAAGAAGUGAUGAGCUUUGUCGAACGCGCGCAGCGUGGGGAGCAGCUCACGAGCGAGGAGACGCUCAAGAUAGCAGGUCUCUUUAACGACGAGAUCACGCUGGACAACAUUUCGCGCCCGCAGUUGGUCGGCAUGUGCCGGUACAUGGGCGUGAACCCGUACGGGAACGACAACUUUUUGCGCUUCCAACUGCGCAUGAAAAUUGCUGCACUCAAGAAGGAUGACCAGCAAAUCAUCUGGGAAGGCCUGGACUCGCUCGACAAGGAAGAGCUGCAAAUUGCAUGCAUGGAGCGCGGGAUGCGGGCGACGGGGUUGUCGAAAGCCGGCUAUGUGAAGCAAAUGAAGCAGUGGCUGGAUCUGUCCAUCAAUAAGAACGUGCCUGCGUCGCUGUUGAUUUUGUCGCGGGCCAUGAACAUCACGUCGGUGGAAAACCCCGAGGCGGCAUUGGCGGCGUCCAUGUCGAGCAUGGAUGAGGAGCUUGUGACGGAAGUGGCGCUGGCGGCCAAGACGGCGGCGGCGGCCGACUCCACCCUCGAGAAGAUGCAGCUCAAGGAGCUUCAACUCGAAUCGAUUCGGUACCAGAACGAAAUGAUUGCCGACGAAGAAAAGCUGCGCGAAGAAAUGAAGAAGAAAUCGGACGUGGAUGCGAAGAAGAAGCAGGUCGACGACGAAGUUGCGCUCGAGAAGCAGCAGAUCGAAGAGUUUGUCGAAGCCACCAUCGCCGACCGCGACCGCGUCAGUGAAGUGAAGGCUGCCUUGGCCGACGCCGCCACCCCCAUCGAGCGCGUUUCGGUCGUCGAGGCCGUGCCGAUGCAAGUUUUUGAGGACGAGCGCAAGCUAACGUUGGAAGAAGUGAGUGCAUUGGAGACGCUCGCGUUCAAGUCGAUCGUGGAGAAGGAGCGCCAAGUGAUGGCCAAGAUGAAGUUAGACAAGAGCGUGAUGGACGUGCAGGGGCUGCUGGCGGCGGGCCGCAUUGGCGCCGAGAAAGAAAACAAGACGGCGGACCGCAUGCUCAAGAAACUCGACUCGAUGCUGCUCAAGCUCGAAGUCGAACUGGAGCAAGUCGACAAGGACGUCGGCGACCGCCUCAACAUUUUGGAUCGCGACAGCGACGGCGUCGUGGACGUGACCGAGUUCAAGACGGCCGUCAUGACGAUUCUGCGCAAAAACAAAACGGAGGAAGCGGCCGAGUGGAUCGUGGACCAGAUCGACGAAGACAAGGACGGCAAGAUCUCCCUCGACGAGCUCGUCAAGUGGGUGGAGCAAAAGCGCGACUUGCUCGAAGCAACGGGCGAGCUGAGCCCCCACCGCGACGAAACCCUGGACCAAGAUAUCCUCAAGGAAGUCACAACGUUGAAGCGAACAGAGAGCAAGAAAGCCGCUGCCGUCGCCGCAUCCGACAAAAUGACCCCCGCGUAGAAUCGACUUUGGUAAGAACGUUAGAUGCCACGGAGACAUGCACGGUGAUCGCGACUUCGCCAACAUACUUGGGCAAUCCAUUGCUUUUCAACGCCGCUUGGCAACUCUACCUCCACGACUCGACGGUCGUCCAUCGAUCGAAUCGUGCGUCGAACGCUGGGACGACGACAG